AUGCCAGUUAAAAUGAAUGCUACGAUUAGUGACAGUAAAGACAAACACGACAGAAGUUCUCGCAGUAAUAGUUGUCAAUUAAACAAUAACAACUCUAAUACUGAUAGUUUACAAAAUCAGAAUUCAACUUUUUCAAGUCCAUUGCAUGAAAGUGUUGUAAUGUCUUCCCAAUUAUCUGAUGACGUCUUCCUAUCUCUACUUAGUAGAUUUUUGGAAGAAUACAUUUCUGGUGAAGAGGAUGCGGAGGAAGCUGUGAAAUUUUUCAGAGAGUCCUUUCCUGUUUCAUCACACAUUUCUUUUGUACACGAAAUCAUAAAUGCAGUUUUAGAAAAGUCAGAACACCAUCAGACUAAAACUUCACAGCUCUUACGACAUCUUUUAUCAAGCAAGUGUCUAAGUAGGCAAGAUUUUAAAAAUAGUCUUGGAAAACUCUUGGAAGAAUCAGGAGAUUUAAUAAUAGAUAUACCCAAACUUUGGAAAUACUUUGCAAAAAUACUUGUGCAUCCGAUUGUCAGUAAUGAGUUUUCACUUGCAGAAAUAAAAGAGUGUUUAAAGUUCUUACCCUCAAAAUUGCGGGAUGAUGGACAAGCUGCAGAACUUAUAGCUGAAUUAAUAUCGGAAAUAAAAGAUUCCAAAGGAACCCAAAGGGUAACUGAAAUGUGGUCACAAAGUGAACUACAGUGGAUUGAUUUUUCUGAUAGCUUGAGAAAAGUUAACUCCGUAGUGACUGAACACAAAUUGGAAUUUUUAAAAGAUGAAGAUUCUUGUACGAAGAAAUAUAGUGCUAGUAACUUGAACACAGAUUAUUUCCGAGACCAGUUAUUACCGUACUUGAAGGAUAACGAAUUCGAUGAAAUAUGCAACUGGAUUCAAGUCACCGUAGGUGAUAAAAUAAAGGAGCCAGAGUUUGUAAGAAUUUUAAUGACUGCGAUUUUGGAAAGUUCAGUUGAGCAGUGUAGUAAUGAAUGGAUAUUUAAAACGGAAAACUUUUAUAAACUUCAAAAAUUGAUUCAGCGGUACGUAGAUGCCGACGAUUCUCUGGAACUUCAAUGUCUUUUUGCCAUUCAGGCUUACAUUGAUAAGUUACAACAUCCAUCAGGCUUAAUUGUCAAAAUCAUGAAUCAUCUUUGCGAGAAUAAUGUCCUUUCAAAUGAAGCUUUUCUUGCUUGGGAAAAGAACUCUAAUCCAGCAGAAAGUAAUGGAAAAAUGCAAGCACUUGAAUCGUUAAAACCUUUUUUUACUUUACUAAAAGAAGUUGAAGACGGAUCCAGCGCGGACGAAGCAUUAUCAAGUUGUUUUUUCUAAAAAUUAUAAAAAUUCUAAUUGUAAUCAUAAAUUUAUCUCAUGCUUAUUAAAUUUUUUUUAAAGUUAUGUAAAUUUAAAGUGUUCCAAGCUCCGAGUGGUUCUCAGAAACAGCUCUAUAACAUGAGUAAGUUACUUUCGUUGUUUGAGUAGCUAAUUAUAAAAAACUAUUAUAUUUGUUCCAAAUAAAUAGAAAUGUUUUUCGAGGCGUUCUGCUGUCAACUACCUUUGUCUGAUAUCAAAUGCCUUUGUUUUUUUAGAUAAAGUGCUAAACAGCAUCAAGAUGUCGAGUUUUAAUUGAAAAACUGAAGAAAUUUUUUGUUUUAAGAAUAAGUUUAUGUUGGGUAAAAAAAUUUGCGAAAAAGUGAAGUGAACAAACGUUGAACCGCGGUACUCGAACUUUGCUCAUUUUCAAUUUUAACUUUUCAAAUAAACGUUUGAUAUACUAUUUUUAAAGUGCGUGUCUACGAAAAAAGUCAUAUUUUUAACGUUUACCUACACAUGUUAUCUGUACAGUUUAUCAGCUUCACAAAUAAAAAAUAUAAGAAGUACAUAAAAUUCAGUUUUUUUUUUUUUCUUAUUCUAAGUAACACGUAGAUAAAUAAAAUAGAGCAGAGAUUAAGGUGUAUAUUUAAAGACCGUUGACUUGAAUAACUUUUAAAUAACCAAGCACCGUAAUAAUAAUGAUUUGACCAUAAUUUAAAAAAAAUGUCAACCAAAAAUUU
This is a messenger RNA of Copidosoma floridanum, 2027 nucleotides long. It is a transcript of the gene Eif4g, whose product is annotated as eukaryotic translation initiation factor 4 gamma. Gene Ontology annotation, cellular component: eukaryotic translation initiation factor 4F complex. Gene Ontology annotation, molecular function: mRNA binding; protein binding; translation initiation factor activity. Lineage: Eukaryota; Metazoa; Arthropoda; Insecta; Hymenoptera; Encyrtidae. The record is from RefSeq and is a predicted model, not a curated record.